AUGUGCCCAUCACCGUCCAAACCACCCUCCAACGCAGCCACCUCUCGACCAAUCACAUCCGAUAAAUCCUCCACCUUAACCAGUAACCGCUGUAACCGCAAGCCCAUGCCAUCCAGCCUAUCAUGCACCUUCUGCAGCCGCGCCCUCUGCUUCUCCGCUCCCCCUCCCCCGGGUUCUAAAGGGAUGCAGGGGUUGAUGAGGGGAUCGAAGGGGAGGCUCACAGCCCACUGGGGACUCGCUGCUUUCAGCCUGAGAGGUGGCUCCAAGGAACUGCAGGGGCUGAUGAGGGGAUCGAAGGGGAGGCUCACGGCCCACUGGGGACUCGCUGCUUUGAUUCUGAGAAGCAGCAGGUGGAGAGGGAGAUGCAGAGGGGUGCAGAGGGUUAAGGGAAGCAGUUCCCUCGCCGCCAGGCUCCAAGGGGCAGCAGGGGCUGAUGAGCGGGUCGAAGGGGAGGCUGGCGGCCCACUGGGGACUCGCUGCUUUCAACCUGCAGGAGAGCACAGGCCGGGGCUGAUGAGCGGGUCGAAGGGGAGGCUGGCGGCCCACUGGGGACUCGCUGCUUUCAACCUGCAGGAGAGCACAGGGCUCCAAGGGGCAGCCGGGGCUGAUGAGCGGGUCGAAGGGGAGGCUGGCGGCCCACUGGGGACUCGCUGCUUUCAACCUGCAGGAGAGCACAGGGUACGGGAGAGGAGGUGGAAAGAAGAACACUGUACCCUCUGCUUCUCCGCUCCCCCUCCCCCAGGCUCCAAGGGGCAGCCGGGGCUGAUGAGCGGGUCGAAGGGGAGGCUGGCGGCCCACUGGGGACUCGCUGCUUUCAACCUGCAGGAGAGCACAGGGCUCCAAGGGGCAGCCGGGGCUGAUGAGCGGGUCGAAGGGGAGGCUGGCGGCCCACUGGGGACUCGCUGCUUUCAACCUGCAGGAGAGCACAGGGUACGGGAGAGGAGGUGGAAAGAAGAACACUGUACCCUCUGCUUCUCCGCUCCCCCUCCCCCAGGCUCCAAGGGGCAGCCGGGGCUGAUGAGCGGGUCGAAGGGGAGGCUGGCGGCCCACUGGGGACUCGCUGCUUUCAACCUGCAGGAGAGCACAGGGCUCCAAGGGGCAGCCGGGCCUGAUGAGCGGGUCGAAGGGGAGGCUGGCGGCCCACUGGGGACUCGCUGCUUUCAACCUGCAGGAGAGCACAGGGUACGGGAGAGGAGGUGGAAAGAAGAACACUGUACCCUCUGCUUCUCCGCUCCCCCUCCCCCAGGCUCCAAGGGGCAGCCGGGGCUGAUGAGCGGGUCGAAGGGGAGGCUGGCGGCCCACUGGGGACUCGCUGCUUUCAACCUGCAGGAGAGCACAGGGCUCCAAGGGGCAGCCGGGGCUGAUGAGCGGGUCGAAGGGGAGGCUGGCGGCCCACUGGGGACUCGCUGCUUUCAACCUGCAGGAGAGCACAGGGUACGGGAGAGGAGGUGGAAAGAAGAACACUGUACCCUCUGCUUCUCCGCUCCCCCUCCCCCAGGCUCCAAGGGGCAGCCGGGGCUGAUGAGCGGGUCGAAGGGGAGGCUGGCGGCCCACUGGGGACUCGCUGCUUUCAACCUGCAGGAGAGCACAGGGCUCCAAGGGGCAGCCGGGGCUGAUGAGCGGGUCGAAGGGGAGGCUGGCGGCCCACUGGGGACUCGCUGCUUUCAACCUGCAGGAGAGCACAGGGUACGGGAGAGGAGGUGGAAAGAAGAACACUGUACCCUCUGCUUCUCCGCUCCCCCUCCCCCAGGCUCCAAGGGGCAGCCGGGGCUGAUGAGCGGGUCGAAGGGGAGGCUGGCGGCCCACUGGGGACUCGCUGCUUUCAACCUGCAGGAGAGCACAGGGCUCCAAGGGGCAGCCGGGGCUGAUGAGCGGGUCGAAGGGGAGGCUGGCGGCCCACUGGGGACUCGCUGCUUUCAACCUGCAGGAGAGCACAGGGUACGGGAGAGGAGGUGGAAAGAAGAACACUGUACCCUCUGCUUCUCCGCUCCCCCUCCCCCAGGCUCCAAGGGGCAGCCGGGGCUGAUGAGCGGGUCGAAGGGGAGGCUGGCGGCCCACUGGGGACUCGCUGCUUUCAACCUGCAGGAGAGCACAGGGCUCCAAGGGGCAGCCGGGGCUGAUGAGCGGGUCGAAGGGGAGGCUGGCGGCCCACUGGGGACUCGCUGCUUUCAACUUGCAGGAGAGCACAGGGUACGGGAGAGGAGGUGGAAAGAAGAACACUGUACCCUCUGCUUCUCCGCUCCCCCUCCCCCAGGCUCCAAGGGGCAGCCGGGGCUGAUGAGCGGGUCGAAGGGGAGGCUGGCGGCCCACUGGGGACUCGCUGCUUUCAACUUGCAGGAGAGCACAGGGCUCCAAGGGGCAGCCGGGGCUGAUGAGCGGGUCGAAGGGGAGGCUGGCGGCCCACUGGGGACUCGCUGCUUUCAACCUGCAGGAGAGCACAGGGUACGGGAGAGGAGGUGGAAAGAAGAACACUGUACCCUCUGCUUCUCCGCUCCCCCUCCCCCAGGCUCCAAGGGGCAGCCGGGGCUGAUGAGCGGGUCGAAGGGGAGGCUGGCGGCCCACUGGGGACUCGCUGCUUUCAACCUGCAGGAGAGCACAGGGCUCCAAGGGGCAGCCGGGCCUGAUGAGCGGGUCGAAGGGGAGGCUGGCGGCCCACUGGGGACUCGCUGCUUUCAACCUGCAGGAGAGCACAGGGUACGGGAGAGGAGGUGGAAAGAAGAACACUGUACCCUCUGCUUCUCCGCUCCCCCUCCCCCAGGCUCCAAGGGGCAGCCGGGGCUGAUGAGCGGGUCGAAGGGGAGGCUGGCGGCCCACUGGGGACUCGCUGCUUUCAACCUGCAGGAGAGCACAGGGCUCCAAGGGGCAGCCGGGGCUGAUGAGCGGGUCGAAGGGGAGGCUGGCGGCCCACUGGGGACUCGCUGCUUUCAACCUGCAGGAGAGCACAGGGUACGGGAGAGGAGGUGGAAAGAAGAACACUGUACCCUCUGCUUCUCCGCUCCCCCUCCCCCAGGCUCCAAGGGGCAGCCGGGGCUGAUGAGCGGGUCGAAGGGGAGGCUGGCGGCCCACUGGGGACUCGCUGCUUUCAACCUGCAGGAGAGCACAGGGCUCCAAGGGGCAGCCGGGGCUGAUGAGCGGGUCGAAGGGGAGGCUGGCGGCCCACUGGGGACUCGCUGCUUUCAACCUGCAGGAGAGCACAGGGUACGGGAGAGGAGGUGGAAAGAAGAACACUGUACCCUCUGCUUCUCCGCUCCCCCUCCCCCAGGCUCCAAGGGGCAGCCGGGGCUGAUGAGCGGGUCGAAGGGGAGGCUGGCGGCCCACUGGGGACUCGCUGCUUUCAACCUGCAGGAGAGCACAGGGCUCCAAGGGGCAGCCGGGGCUGAUGAGCGGGUCGAAGGGGAGGCUGGCGGCCCACUGGGGACUCGCUGCUUUCAACCUGCAGGAGAGCACAGGGUACGGGAGAGGAGGUGGAAAGAAGAACACUGUACCCUCUGCUUCUCCGCUCCCCCUCCCCCAGGCUCCAAGGGGCAGCCGGGGCUGAUGAGCGGGUCGAAGGGGAGGCUGGCGGCCCACUGGGGACUCGCUGCUUUCAACCUGCAGGAGAGCACAGGGCUCCAAGGGGCAGCCGGGGCUGAUGAGCGGGUCGAAGGGGAGGCUGGCGGCCCACUGGGGACUCGCUGCUUUCAACCUGCAGGAGAGCACAGGGUACGGGAGAGGAGGUGGAAAGAAGAACACUGUACCCUCUGCUUCUCCGCUCCCCCUCCCCCAGGCUCCAAGGGGCAGCCGGGGCUGAUGAGCGGGUCGAAGGGGAGGCUGGCGGCCCACUGGGGACUCGCUGCUUUCAACCUGCAGGAGAGCACAGGGCUCCAAGGGGCAGCCGGGGCUGAUGAGCGGGUCGAAGGGGAGGCUGGCGGCCCACUGGGGACUCGCUGCUUUCAACCUGCAGGAGAGCACAGGGUACGGGAGAGGAGGUGGAAAGAAGAACACUGUACCCUCUGCUUCUCCGCUCCCCCUCCCCCAGGCUCCAAGGGGCAGCCGGGGCUGAUGAGCGGGUCGAAGGGGAGGCUGGCGGCCCACUGGGGACUCGCUGCUUUCAACCUGCAGGAGAGCACAGGGCUCCAAGGGGCAGCCGGGGCUGAUGAGCGGGUCGAAGGGGAGGCUGGCGGCCCACUGGGGACUCGCUGCUUUCAACCUGAGAUGUGGUGCAUGGGGCAUGGGAAGGAGGUAGGACGAGAGCUGAGAGGAGGUGUACAGUCGCAAGCCCACGCCAUCCAGCCUAUCCUGCACCUUCUGCAGCCGCGCCCUCUGCUUCUCCGCACCCCCCCCUCCAGGCUCCAAGGGACUGUGGGGGCUGAUGAGCGGGUCGAAGGGGAGGCUCACGGCCCACUGGGGACUCGCUGCUUUAAACCUGAGAGGUGGUGCAUCCAGCAGGGGGUUAAGGGGGAGUAUGGGGGUAGCAGGCUGCAGGGGCUGAUGAGCGGGUCAAAGGGGAGGCUGACAGCCCACUGGGGACUCGCUGCUUUCAGCCUGAGGCUCCAAGGGGUAGCAGGGGCUGAUGAGCGGGUCGAAGGGGAGGGUGACGGCCCACUGGGGACUCGCUGCCUUCAGCCUGAGAGACAGCAGGUGGAGAGGGAGAUGCAGAGGGGGUGCAGAGAGGUUAAGGGAAGCAACCCCCCCCUCUACAGGCUCCAAGGGGAGGCAUGGGCUGAUGGGCGGGUCGAAGGGGAGGCUCACUGCCCACUGGGGACUCGCCGCCUUGAGCCUGAGGGGGAUGGGGUAGAAGAGGUCACCCACUCACUUCGCCUGGCAACCCAAUCUCACUCACCUCUAUUUCACCCCCACCACUGCCUGGGACCUGCUGUCUGCUUCCUACUUCUCUCACAGCAACCACACUGCCUGUACGUGUCACCUGUUACCCACUUUGCGAGGUCACCUAUGGGGCUCGUCAACCCCUGCUACCUAUGGGGGUAUGAAGGGGGUAAGGGGCAGCAGGGGCUGACGAGCGGGUCAAAGGGGAGGCUCACGGCCCACUGGCAACUCAUUGCUUUCAGCCUGCGAGGUGGUGCAUCCAGCAAGGGGUAUGCGCACCUCGCUCUCACGGCAACCACAGCAAGGGAUCUGUUACGUAUCUGA
Molecule: messenger RNA, 5130 nt
Organism: Closterium sp. Naga37s-1
Lineage: Eukaryota; Viridiplantae; Streptophyta; Zygnematophyceae; Desmidiales; Closteriaceae
Source: the annotation of a GenBank genome assembly